AUGACAGAGAGUAAAGCGGAUGAGAACUCAAAACGCAAUGGCUCAUACUCCACCCGAGGUCGAGAUCUCGACCAAGCGUAUUGGUAUGUGCAAGAGUCAAGAAGCCACAAUGAAGACCGGGCAUCCGCAGGCGAGUUGAAGGCUCUGCGUCGAAAGGUGGACUGGCGAAUUGUGCCCAUAAUGUUCUGCUGCUAUACCAUGCAAUUCAUUGACAAAGUCGCGCUAAAUUAUGCAGCUGUGAUGGGUCUAAACAGGGACUUGAGACUGAAAGGCAAUGAAUUCACCAACGCCGCGACCUGGUUCUUUAUUUCCCUCCUUAUCGCCGAGGUACCCAACGCUAUGAUUUUGCAAAAGGUCCCAGUUGCCAAAUGGCUGGGCGUCUUCGUGCUAACGUAUGUGCUUGGUUUCCAUCUGGUAGGGGAGUUGCUACAGCUUGUACGGCUGCCGCCCAUGGCAGCGAGAAUAUUCCUUGGCAUAUUCGAAGCUGCCAUCGCGCCCUCUCUGAUGCUCAUCAGCAGCCAAUGGUAUACCAAAUCGGAAGCAGCACCUCGCUUCAGUGUCUGGUACUCCGGCCUGGGGCUGGGACAAAUUCUGGGCGGCAUUGUCUCUUUCGCCUUUCAACAAGUAAAGAAUCCAUUUUUCUCCGGAUGGAAGAUCAUGUUCGUCGUCUUGGGCCUUGUGACUGUAAUCAUCGGCUUCAUAACCUUCUUCUUCCUGCCAGAUACGCCGAUGAAGGCUCACUUCUUGUCUGAAUCCGAGAUAGUUGUCCUGCUAAAGCAUGUUGCAGUCAACCAGACUGGGAUUGUGAACAAAAGGGUAAAACCUAGGCAGAUAUUGGAAAUCCUGUUCGAUGUCCAGUUGUGGUUGAUGGUCGUUUUGACGAUUCUGAUCUCAAUCUCGAGCGGUGUAGUCACAACAUACUCAGCGACACUGAUUCGAAACUUUGGCUUCACGCCUCCAGACGCUGCCCUCCUCAACAUGCCUUCAGGCAUCGUAUCAAUCCUUAGCACGCUGAUCGUUGGGUACGGCGUCCGCCACACAUCGAACCGAUGGGCAUGGCUAAUAGCAUGCUGCGUUCCUGGUAUUCUUGGUGGAGCCUUAAUGUCCUUUGCGACAAGCAAUCGCGGAGCCCAACUCGCAGGCAUCUACCUGGUGAACGCCAUCACAGCAACGCUCAUUAUUAUAUACCAAUGGACAUCAUCGAACGUGGCUGGGCACACAAAGCGCGUCAUCGCUGUUUCUCUAGUUGCCGGAAGCUUCAGCGUGGGGAAUAUCAUUGGACCCCAGACUUUUCAAGCCAGAGAUGCACCGGACUACAUUCCUGCCAAAAUCACGGUUCUGGCAACUCAGGCCGCAGCGGCUCUGAUGGCUUUCCUCACAUUCGUAUAUUAUGUCUUGGCUAAUAAACGCAAGGACGCCGCACCGGUUGAGGUUGAAGUAACAGAUCAAAAUAGGGAGCAUUUGUGGGAGGACCGGACGGAUAAGGAGAACAAAUCGUUCAGAUAUGUAUAUUGA
This is a messenger RNA of Endocarpon pusillum Z07020, 1515 nucleotides long. RefSeq lists its product as uncharacterized. Lineage: Eukaryota; Fungi; Ascomycota; Eurotiomycetes; Verrucariales; Verrucariaceae. Bases 1 to 1515 code for a protein of 504 amino acids. Gene Ontology annotation, biological process: transmembrane transport. The transcript has 5 exons. The record is from RefSeq and is a predicted model, not a curated record. Gene Ontology annotation, cellular component: membrane. Gene Ontology annotation, molecular function: transmembrane transporter activity.